AUGUCGUGUCCACGUCGUUCGCGUUACAGAUACUCUCUUCCAGGCUUACCGGCGGCGCCAGAUGUCUCAAAAUUCGUGUCAGCAACGGCCAACGGAAGCUUGCCGGAAUCUUUCGAUGAGGCGAAAGCUAGACGCGCUGUUGAAGUAUCGGACAGGGUCAUCGCCGAACUCGACGAACUCAAGGACGAAGUCCAGGACUUCUUGAUUGACAUCGAAUCUCGCCGAGAGGCGUAUGUGAAAUGCUCUCAAGCGCACCGGGACACUCUAAGCCUGUUCCUCCGCCUCCGACCCGAUCCUGAGUAUCAGGGGGGCGAUAACUCGAAAGAUCAGUCGAAGACAAGGGAAAAGCUCAAAAAGGACAAAAGUAUUCUCAGUUCAAAACGACCUACCGAUCCAGAGUCUGUGAAGGUCCGACAAUGGCGAUUGGAGCUCCAGAAGGCGUUCCUGUGUCCCAAGUGUCCGCCGAAAGAAUAUAUCAUGCAGGAAAUAGACGCUUUGUUCACUACGUUAGAAGGGUAUCACGGUAUGACGCAUGAACAAUACUCGUGUUCGAAGAUGAACAAGGUGUUGAGACAUAUAGCCGCUUUGCCAGGGGACAAGGUGCCACGCGACGCCGAGUUCAGAUUCCGCGCUCGCUCCAGGGCUCUCACCGAGAAGUGGCACGCUCAAUUCGCUCAAGUCGGUGCAUCUCUGACCUCUCCGCCUGUCGUAUCAGAGGGACCUGGGGAUGGGAUGCCGGAGAAAAACGAAAAGAAGGAUGGCAGCGACGAGGAUUACGAGAUUGUUGAUUCAAUGGAGAGGGUGGACCUGGAGAAUGGAACCAUAGGUAGUCCUGGUACGACAAUGUUUAGAAAUUUGCCUGCCUCCGUGUUACCCAAGCUCCGGCCAGUUCCUUCGUACCCGUCUCAUUGGUAUUUUGAAGCCGGAUUCGCCUCCCAUUCUUUCUCGUCCUAUUACAUUGAAAAGGUGCCUGCCAAAAUUGGCUUAGACCUUUACGGUACUUUCCCAACGGUUGGUUUGCUUCGACCUGAGCUAACUUCGACGACGUACGCAAAUCCUCCAGUCUCGGGGACUGGCACCACGGCGGCCUACCAGCGCAGGCUCGUCGGAUCCAGUACAACCUGCGGUCCACCAACACCCGCAGUUGCCGAAACCGUGUUCUCCCCUUUCCAAUUCGCGCUCGCGCCGGCCUUCGCACCACUGGAGCUCGAACCCACCCACCACUUCAAACCACCCCCAACUCCCACCCCACUCAAGGCAUUCGACUUCUCCCUAGCCACGUCUUCUGGUCCUCGAACCCGAUCUACAGCCUCUAACAAUUUCGCCGUCACCUCUUCGUCGUGCCUUCGGGUUGAGGCAACAGCCGCGGCUGGUGUUGAAAAACCGUCAUAG
Messenger RNA from Cyclocybe aegerita, 1392 nucleotides. NCBI's taxonomy places the organism in Eukaryota, Fungi, Basidiomycota, Agaricomycetes, Agaricales, Hemipholiotaceae. The record is from the annotation of a GenBank genome assembly.